GUCUUAGGACAGAAGACUGGUGGAAGUGGUUUGCCUUAUUUAAGUAAGAUUAGUAAAAAAUUCAGAGAGAAAUAGCUAUUUGCAUUGGGCCUUGAAGGGCUUCAUAAUGUUGAAGGGAAGGCAUCCCGACAGGGGAAACUCAUAAAUGCCAAAGCCCAGAAGAAUGAAAAGAUGGGCACUUCAGGGUCCCUUUAGCAUCUGUGUGGUUGGAGAAAGUAUAUAGGAAUGAGGUGGGGAUCAGAGGACACUGGUAAGACCCCCAGGACUUGAAGGAGACCAAAAGGGUCCUUCACAGUUAUAGUCCCUUCAGUCUCCUAGCUGCUCGUCCUUUUUUCCAGAGCCAUGCACAAUACAUAAACAUCCUUAAAGUUCUGGAUGGACUCUCCUUUGUCCCUGUUUCUCUGCACCACUCCCUACUUGCCUGGUGAUGUUUCUCUUAUACUGAAAGAAAAUGGAUCUUAUCACUGAGGACUUGUGACCUGACUGCUUGGAGGAAUAAAGGUUACCAGCUGUGUAAAUGAGUAUGGAAGAUUAUGAUUUCCUGUUCAAAAUUGUUUUAAUUGGCAACGCUGGUGUGGGGAAGACGUGCCUAGUCCGACGGUUCACUCAGGGUCUUUUCCCCCCAGGUCAAGGAGCAACAAUUGGAGUUGAUUUUAUGAUUAAGACAGUGGAGAUUAAUGGUGAAAAAGUAAAGCUCCAGAUCUGGGACACUGCAGGUCAGGAGAGAUUUCGUUCUAUUACACAGAGUUAUUACCGAAGUGCUAAUGCCUUGAUCCUUACCUAUGACAUUACCUGUGAGGAAUCCUUCCGUUGCCUUCCUGAGUGGCUGCGGGAGAUAGAACAAUAUGCCAGCAACAAGGUCAUCACUGUUUUAGUGGGAAACAAGAUUGACCUGGCUGAAAGGAGAGAGGUCUCCCAGCAGAGAGCAGAAGAAUUCUCAGAAGCUCAGGACAUGUAUUAUCUGGAGACUUCAGCCAAGGAAUCUGAUAAUGUGGAGAAACUCUUCCUUGACUUAGCAUGCCGACUUAUCAGCGAAGCCAGACAGAACACACUGGUGAACAAUGUAUCUUCACCCCUCCCUGGAGAAGGGAAAAGCAUCAGCUAUUUGACUUGUUGUAAUUUCAACUAACAGCUGAGGCAAGGAGAAGCAAAAGGAAUCAGCAGCUGCCCCGAUGGGCCACGAGUUGCUGGGGAGAUCAGACGAUGACUGUGGCUCCUGGUCUGGGACCCUCUGACUCCUGUGGGCUCCUGAGCUUACAAAGCAUGGCAGGCCAAGGGCCUCGUCCACAGGCCAGCAUUAGCAGAACACAUAACGGUUUCAUCCUUUUGCAGUCUGGAGUUAGAGUGAGAAGAAAAUUGCACUAGGCGCUCCAUGAUCUGCAGAGCAUGUUGCUUUUGUUUUUUUUAAAAAGCAAGUAAAAGCGCAUUCCUGAACACAGUCUAGGGGGAAGCGUACUAUAGAGAUUCCUCCUGUACAUCAGUAAGCGCAUGUGGGGGCUGUUCUUUAGGGCUUCAAUGAUGAUAUUCUGGUGGCCCUGGUUUUCUUGUCUACCAGGUAAACCAAAACUGGGAAGGCCAAGUACUCUCUGUGGUGUGUAAUGAUGACCCCAUGGAGAUUCUGAAAAGUGUUAUUUCUUUUGUCCACAGGCACUUUCAAGAACUUUCGGAUGUAAAAAUUAUAUGAAACCUUUACCCAUGACCAACAAAAACAAUCAUUGUUUUAAUUAUAUGUAAGCUCCAUGACUCCUUUUGGUGCUAAUGAUUCUGCUAUUUCACAGACCAAACAUUUUAGUACAUUGAUGUCCUUAAAUGUAUUACACAGAAAUAAAAAAAAAAAAUGGGGGAAUUCCAUGAAUCGGCACUCUUUUUCAAAGUCUCAUUACUAUCUUUUCUAGAAUGAAUUUCUAGGAAGAGAAUACUUUUUCUUUCAUGUUCCCCUUCAAAUCUCUAAAUUUUCUUCUCUAAUCUUUCCUGCCCUUUAAGUAAAAGUUUGAAAAUUAAAAAAAUAUAAAUGACUGAUGAUAUUCUACUAUAAAAGAUAAUUUCUUAGACAUUACUAAUAGUGUGAGAAAACAGACAAGAUAUGACCAAAAUACUGUGGAUUAAUGGACUGCAGAACAGGAUUCCAAGCAGAGCACAGUCCUUGAUAACAGGUCACAUCUUUUACUUUCUGGUACUAUCCUUCUUGGACAAACCAAGGCUUAGGAUUUUUGUAGAUAUUUUUAGCAAAAGUACGAGUAGCAACAGAUGAAAAGCCUCACAAAUCAUUUUUGUAUCUUUAAUAACCUUAAAAAAAUUCUGCUAUGGAAGCAGGUUGAGCUGUCAUUUAUCAUCUCUUUAUAAUAAGGUUACUCUCAGACUCAUGAAACUUCCUGUUUCUUUCUCUUUUCCUCUCUGUCUUGGUCUCCCCUUUUGGUCCUCUUUUUCUUCCUUCCUGAUAUGCAUGUGUUACUCCUCCAAUUCAAAGGAGGUAUAUAUGCCUUUACUUAGCCAGUUUUAAAAGAGGACUCAAAAUGCAAGAUGUGCUGCUUAAUCUGUGUUGCUGUUUCUUCAGUGCCAUACUUUGAUACUUUCCAAUUUGUUCACUGAUAUAAAUGCAAAUUGGGAAAGUAAUUAAACCUGAAUGCUAUUGAUGCUGUCAGAUGUUUCUGUAGCUUGCUGCUUAGCAUAUCUGAUUGAUGCUAAGUAAUGGAAUAAGGGUAUGACAUGUAAUUCUGCUGUUGCUGGAGAUGGUAACAAUCUCGGUCCUGAUAUGUUGAUGUUUGAAAGCUAUUUAAUUAUAAAGAAAUGAGUCAUGUAGAACACAGUAUUGAUAAAGCAUUUUUAGCAUUUCUCUAUCAGGUUUCAGCAUGACCAAUCUCUUGCACAUAGAAUUACAUAUAUCAUUAAGAGACUGAUUCUUCUGAUUGGCCUCACUGUGUUUUUCAUGAUUCUAUGGGAAAGAAGAGCAGAUCCCAGAAGCUUGAACUUUCUUUUAGAAUCUGUCUCUACAGAAGAAAAAAAAACUUUAAUAAAAACUCAAAUUAUUUAUAAUUAUUGCCUUUCCCUCCUCAUCUUUUCCACUAAGUCAGCAAUUAAAGUAUCAAAAAAUAAGUUAAUCAAGGUGGGCAGAACCUAUUUUUUAAACUGCAAGAUAAUGUUCCUAAAUCUGGAUUUAUUACUUUUUUGUUGGCAAAAUUCCAAUGUCCCCAGCAUGUGAUGACCCGGCUUCAUCUCACAGUAGCAAGUAUGUUAAAAAUAAAGUUGCUUUGCAAACUUAAAGGGCUUUGUUGGAUUGGACUAAUUUAGUUCCAAAAUGACAGCUUCUUGGGCCACAUUUGUAUUAUGGAAAUCUUAUUCCCUAGGGUUUGGUUAAACCUCUCCAUAUACCAUUGGUCAGACUCAGAAUGAGAUUAGAGUGUUUUCUUGGCCUUUUUUCUUUCUUGGUACCUUCUAGUCUUCUGUAGCUUAUAGUCACCCAUCCAUGGCCUGUCAACAGGGACACAUGAGAAUGUGGGGCUUUGUUUUUCUUAGUUCUGUGAAUUUCAGAUUAGGCCUUAUGGACAUUUGUCCACCAAUGUAUCUCAAGUUUGAGAAUAAGCUCUGACAGGUGCAAUAAAUAUCAAAUAAAUGAUUUAGUGCUAUGAGGGACUUUUUUGUUGUUGUUCAAUAACUACUCCUUCAAGUAGAACUUGAGAAAAAUACAAUUAAAUUAAGUCAUAUUAACUUAGGCCAGGACCUAAACUUACUGGUUUGCCUAAUUGUUCUUAUUGUUAGGGCAAUAUUUGCUGAGAUGAGCCUUCCUUAGGGCGAAAAAAUCAAAUUCUUAUUUAAUAGUAGAUUUAAAAAACAAAAACCAAAAAAGUUUCUUUAUUGUAGUUUAGUUUGGCUUGACUCUGACAACUAAGACCAGAGUCUAUGCCUUUCAUUGUUGGUAAGAUCUUUUCCUUCUUUUAAUAAAGUUAUUAAAUAAUUAGCAAAACUCUUUUCAGCUUCCAAUGAAAACAUCUUCCUGUUAUAGAAUUAGACUUGGGAAAAUCUAUGAAAUCAUAAUUUGCUGUUAUCAAUGACAUGGCUUUGUAUAAAUAAAUCCUCAAAGGAUUUCAUGCCUUUUCCUUUGCCUACGCAAGACUUUUUGCUCCUUUGUAUACUUCCAUUAUAUCUGUUGAAUUAUAUUAACAUUUAAUUUGUGAUUAUAAAAGGCCAAGUAUCUGUACAUUAUUUGGGUUAAGUCAGUGGUUUUUCCUAGCUUUUCUUUUUCCAAUCUUUUGGUCAUUUUCAUUAGAAUCUCUCCUUGAGUAAAGUGGCAAGGAAAUAACUGAAAAUGAAACUCAAUUUGAUUGAUUUGAAAACAUGUCAAGUUCUGAUUUAGGAUUUGAUAAGAAGGUAGAUGCUACUGACCAAAAUAAGGUAUUUGGAUUAGGAUCAUUUUAGACUUGUUGGAGGAAGGAACAGAUUCAACAUAGAACUGGAAUCUCUCUUUCUUCUUCUGUUCAUGAAUACAUGCCUUGGGAGGACACUGGUGACCCCCACAGUGCUAGGUUAAUUAUUUGCCUCAUCUAUCCUUUAAGCUGUCCCAUAGUUCCUCCAGAUCCAGCAUCAAAUUUCAGUUAAUUACUCACUCUGAAUACCAGUUGCAAGCUGGGCAUGGUGGCACAUGCCUGUAAUCCCAGUGGUUUGGGAGGCUGAGACAUGAGGAUCUCAAGUUCAAAGCCAGCCUUAGCAACAGAGGGGUGCUAAGCAACUCAGUGAGACUCUAUGUCUAAAUAAAAUACAAAAUAGGGCUGGGGAUGUCACUCAGUGAGCAAGUGCCCCUGAGUUCAAUCCUCGUUAUAAAACAAACAAAAAAAUAAAACAAAAAUAACCAGUUGCAAAUGAUUUUGAACUGGUCUUGUGAUUAAACUUUUUUUUCUUUUUUUUUUUGGUAAACUAAGCCACAGAAUGAGAUGUCAUCUAUAAUAAUAAUAAAAAAAACUGCUUCUUUUCCUCCAUGUAUCAUAUUAAUGGCCUUAAAGAUAGACGUGUUCUAUUUUCUUAACCUUAUAGAAUUUGUGUAUUUCAUGGUCAUAUAUACUUAGGGAUCACUUCUUCAUUCAUUUCUGGAAGAGGUUUAUUUAGGAUUUGCCAUUUCUUUUUUCUAGAAUUUUUGUUUUAACUGCAACUGGUUACUUUCCUCAGUUAUGAUUCUCACAGGUGUGUUUUGAUGUAACUGUAAGACUUUAGAAUUAACUAGAGAAAAGCACUGAAAAAAAUUUUGCAUCUCAUCUUUCUGACAAAUGUAUUCCGACUAAGCAGUAUUGUUAAACACUAAUUUUAACAGCAAAGAUAUAGGAUCUAUUUUCUUUGGAUUUCAUUUCUGACAAGAGCCUCUUUUGUAUUUGAAAAGAAAGCUGCCUUCUGCUACAUUGUACACUCUGAUAAUUUCUUCAUACUGAGUUAAGAAAUACCUUCAAAACACUAACUAAAAUAGUAAUGUUAGAAGAGGAGAAAUGGCACUUCUUUCUGAUGUCCCAUGAUGUUGAAAUGUUAUAAUCAUUCCUAGGAGCCAUACUUUGAAAUUAAAAACAAAUUGAGGCAUAACCAGCUUGUGAAGGAACUUAAAAUUUAAGACAUUUGAAGAAUAAUUGAGGGAUUUGGGGGGAGGUGGAUACAACUAGUCUAUUAUAGCAAGAUACUCUGUAGUUCAAAAAGGUAGAAUAAGGCCCACGGAAUAAAGGUUACGGAGCCACUGGUUUAGGCUCUAUUUCAGGGAGAAAGGGGCCACAAUACCUUCAAGCAAUACCUUCUGUCAAGCAGAGCACAGAUAAGAACUGAGCAAAGAGAAUGUGGAGAAGAUUCAAGCAUUGAUUAGAAGUUUGACUAAAUGACUAUGAACUUAAAAUUCUACAUUACAGUACUUUUCUCCUCAUAACAUGUUUAAUUAAGUAUCUUUUGACCCAUGGCUAAUACUUUUCUUAAAAAGGCUUUCUUCUUCUGCCACAAAUAUAUUCACCCUUCAGGGAAGAGGUUGGUUAUGUGUUGUUAAGCCAAGAGGCUGAUCUGCAGCUGGGAUUGGCUUGCCAGUCCAUUCACCAGUGUCCUGUUGAAACCACAAACUAGUUGUUAAGUUAAAAAAGGUAUUAUUUUUGUAAGUUAUAUGGAAAUUGUAUCAGUGUAAUGAUAAUGAUCUCUUCAGGAUUUUAGGAUAGGCAUUUUUAACAGAGCAGAAUCUUCCAUUUAAGAUCCCACAAAAUAAAACAACAUUAAGUUUUUCAGCUUCUGUGAGAUGGACUGGUGAGUCAUUGGCAUAAAGCAGUCCUUGGGAUCUCAACUAACAUUUGGUGGGUUUCCUUGAUUCUUUUGAAAGUGAGUUUUAAAAACCUGAGGCCAAAUUGCUCCAUGUAUAAAGUAACAAAGCAUAGGCCUUUGCUUUUAAAUGAGAUAACUCUAAGCAAUUUUUGCUAAUAAAGCCCAUCACCCAAAUGAUUCCACCUACAAAAUAACUUGUACUCUUGCUAGGCUGAAUAAUAGCUUUUCAUUGGUUUAAAAACCAACAAGUCAUUGGUCUUGAAUCAGUAUGGGGAGAAACAUACUUGAGUUUGGGUAAGCCUUCCUCUGACUCCUUUGGAUAAGAGGUCAGAACACAAAGGCUAGCCCCCACUAAUUUGGCCUACUGAGACGUACAAGUCAAAAUGUUAUGUUCCCAUUAGCUUAAAGCAGAAUUUUGAAGAUGCUGUGUUCUAGUUCCUGAUUAAAUCCUUUGUAGGUGAUGACUCUGACAUUUUAAAGACUGAGGUAGGGAGAUGUAUAGAAGGAGAACACUAAUUUAGGUGAGAGGGGCUCUAAGAUGCAUAAAUUAGCUGUGACUUUAGACAAAGCACAUAAUCUUGAGAAAAUAUAGAUCUAUCAGCAUUAUUGUGAACAUUAGAUGAGAUAAAUUGAAAUCAGAGUGCUCAGUAAACAGUAACCACUCAACUAUUAGUUCUGUCUUCCUUUCUUAAGAUUUUGGAGCUGGGCAUGGUGGCAUGUGUCUGUGAUCUGAGCUAUGUGAGAGGCUGAGGCAGGAUGUUCACUUUAAGAUCAUCUGGGGAAACUCAAAAAAGAUUUUGAAUGGUGUGAUACAAGCAUAGAUCCUUCAGAGACAAAACCAAAAAACCUUCCUGGCUUAAAAGAAAACAAUUCCAUUUUUGAUUUCCUUAAAAGAAAAUCACUUAUUUGAUCUGCUUUUGGGCAUUAUUGUCACUGUUUCUUUAUAUACUUCUGCAAAGAUAUAUUCUUUCAAUAGGCAAUUGCAGGGUUGUAAACUCCUUCUUAUCAGGAAACUUAAUCUUAGAACUGAAAUACCUCACAGUGCAAUUUAAACCUCUUUCCUCUUUGAUCCCAUUCUCCAUGGUAAGAAAAAUGGGUUGAUCCCUUUCUUUUUAAGGAGACACAUUUGCAACUUAUUAUUGCUCUUUUUGCCUAACUUUACUUAAAUAAUGGUAAAAGCUCAUUAAGGUGAUAAUCAUUCUUCCCUUCAAUGUCAGGAAAGUUUUUGUUAAUUCUUAGCUGCUUCUUCCACUUUCCCCAGUAUUGGGGAUUGAACCCAGGGCUUCAUGCAUGAUAGUAAAGCACACUACCAUUAAGCUACACCCCCUGCCCAACUCUUAGCUUCUUAUUGAUAUCAGAUUUAGAUCUUAAUCUUUAUGUUGAUCAACUCUUCAGUUAUACAUGUAUUUUUCUUCUUUAGUUAUAUAAUUGAUAACAAAGUAUGCUUCUGAAGAAUAAUUCUGGUUGUAUGGCUUGUUUCCAUCUCUUGGUAAAAUGGAGUCAUGAAUACCCGUUUUGGGAUCUGCUUUAAGAGUUAAUUUCAUAUGAGACAAUAUUUGAUGAAUGUAAUUACCAGUACCCAAAAGGGUAACCCCCUUUCUAUGCGUGCACUAUGUUCUGAAAUAAAAGUUGGAGUACCAAAUGCCUAAUAAAGCAAAAAUUCAUAUACAGAAAAACACAAGGUAAGAAUCUGAUCAGAUAACAUAAUUUACUAGUUGGCUGAAUGGUGCACAGCUUUUGUUUAAGGUUACACUAUAUGCCUGAUUCAAUAACAAUAGUAAAUUUGAUAAGCCCUCUGAAAAACAGCUGCUAAUCAUAUUGCAUUCUGGAAUGUAAUCAUUAGGAAUAAGUAUUCUCUUGUUCUAUGUAAUUACAGAAUGCUAAUGGAAAUUUCUUAUAGGUUAUUUGAUAAAUGAAUGUCAAAUGAUUUCUUUAAACAAUUAAAAAAAUUCUUAUCCCCUUAAGUCUUUUGGGGUUUUCAUGUCCCUGUUGUUAAAAAAAACAAAUCAAAUGACUGGAAUGCUGGCUUCUAAUUUCUACUCACUGAAGUGUCCUCUAGACAUAUCACAUGGUUAGAGCUCUUGAUGGUAUACAAAGGAGCUGCAUAAAUGUAUUUGUACUAGUGCAUGAGUAAAAUUUGUUUUCAGCUAAAAAAAAUCCACUCUGCUAAAAAAUUCAGCUAAUAAAGAAUUAAGAAGAGUUUUGAUAAUCUAAAGGGGAAAAGUGUGCCCUAUAUAUUGUUGCACACAUUUUAAUGCAUGACUUUUAGUAUAGGGAUGAAAUAAAAUUCAAAAAUACAAUUCUGGAGAUCUCAGCAGCUAGUUAAAAAUAUUUAGAGAGUCUGCUUUAUGAAGACUUAGAGAUUCCUUGAUUUCCCCCUUCUAUCUUUCCAUUAAAAUGUGGAUCUUUAAUAUACACAAUUUUAACACAGGUUAGUCAUUGAGUUUUAUGAACUCAAUUCUUAAUAUUUGGCUAUUGGUUUUAUACAUAGGAUCUAAGUAAAAUCUGUAUACAUCAGCAUAUAGAAUCUAAUAAGCUUCAAUAUAAACAUAGUAAUUGUUUAUAAUGCUAAUAUGCAAAUAUUAACGGUACAAUGUAUAUUUUAUGUCCAUGUAUUAAUUUUUUUUACUUAACAAAAAAAGCCUGUUAGAAAUAUAAGCCACUGAUGACCUGAGGCAAUUAGCUGAAAACAUUCUGUAGAAAAAUGAUUUAUUGCAAAUUCACUCAACAUUUUUUUAAAUAAUAAAUUGUUGAUGGUCCUUUA
This is a messenger RNA of Ictidomys tridecemlineatus (thirteen-lined ground squirrel), 9031 nucleotides long. It is a transcript of the gene Rab30, whose product is annotated as RAB30, member RAS oncogene family. The record is from RefSeq and is a predicted model, not a curated record. NCBI's taxonomy places the organism in Eukaryota, Metazoa, Chordata, Mammalia, Rodentia, Sciuridae. Gene Ontology annotation, molecular function: GTPase activity; GTP binding. Gene Ontology annotation, biological process: Rab protein signal transduction.